Messenger RNA from Populus nigra (black poplar), 378 nucleotides. RefSeq lists its product as uncharacterized. The transcript has 4 exons. The record is from RefSeq and is a predicted model, not a curated record. The coding region runs from base 1 to 378 and encodes 125 amino acids. Gene Ontology annotation, biological process: endocytosis. Gene Ontology annotation, cellular component: clathrin vesicle coat; plasma membrane; endosome. NCBI's taxonomy places the organism in Eukaryota, Viridiplantae, Streptophyta, Magnoliopsida, Malpighiales, Salicaceae. Gene Ontology annotation, molecular function: clathrin binding; phospholipid binding.
AUGGCUAUGCUUCUAAACAAAAGCAGCAAGAUGGGUAGCCCUCUUCUCUAUGAAUUCAAGAGGCAAGCUUCCUUCUUCUUCAAAGAGAAAAUCAAGACUGCUCGUUUGGCGCUAACUGAUGUUACGCCAACAGAACUAACUACAGAAAAGAUCACAAAUGGAGAUCUUUGGGCUCCGGAUACAUGCACCAUGGGUGUUAUUUCACGGGCUGCCUUCGAGGUUUAUGAUUACUGGAGAAUUGUGGACAUUCUACACAAGAGAGUUGCUGAAGAGUUUCAGUGUGAUAAAGAUGCCAUUAAGGAGAUGGUUAGCUUCCAGUUUGUCCAUGAGAAAGGGUUCAAUUGGGGAUCGAGAGUUAUAAAGGGCAAGCGCUCGUAA